AUGUUUAAGACCUGUUCUAAUAUCAAGUAUAAUACAUUAAGAAAAGGAUUCACCUCUUCAGCAAUUGUUAAGGGAAAACCUGGGUGCUCCUUAGUACCACCAGUGCAUCAUUUGGUUAAAAUUGAUAAAUCUAAAUUGUCCCCGAGAUUUCCUGAAUUAAAAUAUGAUAAAGAUGACAUUAGGUCACCAUCAUACCGUCCUAAAAAUACUCAUCAAGAUAGAUUACAGGAACAUUAUUUAAAUACAUUGCAAUCUGAUUUACUUCUAAUCAACUAUCAACAUGAGGCAAAAACUGAAAGGGGACAAAAAAAACGUACUUGGGACGUUACUACAUCCCCAUACCAUGUCAAUAGACCUUUAAGAAAACCACAAGGACCAGAGGGACAACGUCCUGAUAUUCAUCCUAUCAUUUGGAACAACAUUCCGUCAAUUAAAAGUGUAGUUUUGAAUUGUUACGUUUCAGAUGCUAGAGACAAUGAACUACAUGCAAUUAGUGCAAGUUUACAAUUACAGCAGAUAACAGGUUGCAAGCCAUCUAUUAUUUAUUCUAAAUCAAAUGUCCCAAACUGGAAGAUUAGAGCAGGUCGUCAAAUGGGAGCAAAAGUUAAAUUGACUGGCCUAUCUAUGCACCAAUUCUUAGCUACAUUAUCAGAAAUCGUUCUCCCAAGAAUUAGAAAAUAUAGAGGUAUUAAAAUUACUUCAGGUGAUUCUAUGGGUAAUAUAUCGUUGGGUCUUACUUCUAACGAUGUCAAAUUUUUCCCUGAAAUAGAUGCUAAUCAAGAUCUUUGGCCAAGAACAUUUGGGUUCCAUAUAACCAUAAAUACUGAUGCUGAAACAGAUGAAAGAGCUAGAACUUUGAUUAGUGCAUUCCAAUUACCAUUUGAUAUUAAUUCUUCUGAGAAGGUGACUUAA
Molecule: messenger RNA, 912 nt
Organism: Arxiozyma heterogenica
Lineage: Eukaryota; Fungi; Ascomycota; Saccharomycetes; Saccharomycetales; Saccharomycetaceae
Gene: MRPL7
Product: mitochondrial 54S ribosomal protein uL5m MRPL7
Exons: 1
Coding region: 1-912 (303 amino acids)
Biological process (GO): translation
Cellular component (GO): cytosolic large ribosomal subunit; ribosome
Molecular function (GO): structural constituent of ribosome; RNA binding
Source: RefSeq, a predicted model, not a curated record